AUGGAUAUCCCCGGUUUUUUGUAUGCUGGUUUAGUAGCGGCUGGUGGAGUGUUUGGUUAUUAUAAAGCAGGUUCUGUACCUUCUUUAGCAGCAGGUGUACUUUUUGGUGGUGCAUUAGCCUAUGGAGCCGUAGAAACAAGCCGUGAUCCUUCCAAUUACACACUUCAAUUAGCAACUAGUUCAAUUCUGGCUGGUGUUAUGGGAUAUAGAUUCUACAAUUCUGGAAAAAUUAUGCCUGCAGGUGUUGUAUGUUUAAUGUCUAUAGCAAUGAUCAUGAGGAUUGCCGGAAGAGCUACUGGAAUUACAGGCCCUAGACAUACGUAA
Messenger RNA from Diabrotica balteata, 324 nucleotides. The record is from the annotation of a GenBank genome assembly. Lineage: Eukaryota; Metazoa; Arthropoda; Insecta; Coleoptera; Chrysomelidae.